Acanthosepion pharaonis is the source of this 1602-nucleotide messenger RNA. NCBI's taxonomy places the organism in Eukaryota, Metazoa, Mollusca, Cephalopoda, Sepiida, Sepiidae. The record is from the annotation of a GenBank genome assembly.
AUGAAAUCUCCUUUCUUUCUUUCUUUCGUUCUUUUCUUUUGUUCUUUUCUUUCUUUCUCUUCUUUCUUUCUUUCUUUCGUUCUUUUCUUUCUUAGGCUUCUUUCUUUCUUUCGUUCUUUUCUUUCUUUCGCUUCUUUCUUUCUUUCCUUCCUUUCUUUUGUUCUUUUCUUUCUUUCGUUACUUUCUUUCUUUCGUUACUUUCUUUCUUUCGUCUCAUUCUUUCCUUUCUUUCUUUCGUUAUUUUUUCUUUCGUUCCUUUCUUUCAUUCGUUCUUUUUCUCUUUUGUUCGUUUCUUUCUUUGGUUCCUUUCUUUCGUUUGCUCCUUUCUUUCUUUCAUUCGUUCCUUCCUUGCUUUCGUUCCUUUCUUUCGCUCUUUCCUUUCUUUCGCUCCUUUCUUUCAUUCGCUCCUUUCUUUCUUUCGUUCCUUUCUUUCAUUCGUUCUUUUUCUUUCUUUCAUUUUUGUUCUCUUUUUCUUUCUUUUUUGGUUCCUUUCUUUCGUUUGCUCCUUUCUUUCUUUCAUUCGUUCCUUCCUUGCUUUCGUUCCUUUCUUUCGCUCCUUCCUUUCUUUCGCUUCUUUCUUUCUUUCGCUCCUUUCUUUCUUUCGUUCCUUUCUUUCGCCCUUUCUUUCUUUCUUUCUUCUUUUCUUUCGCCCCUUUCUUUCUUUCGUUACUUUCUUUCGCUCCUUCCUUUAUUUCGCGCCUUUCUUUCUUUCGUUUCUUUUUUUCUUUCGUUCCUUUCUUUCGUUCUUUUCUUUCUUUCGCUCUUUUCUUUCAUUCAUUCCUCUCUUUCUUUCGUUCUUUUUCUUUUUUGUUCGUUUCUUUCUUUCGUUCUUUUCUUUCUUUCGCUCCUUUCUUUUGUUACUUUCUUUCGUUUCUUUUUUCUCUUUCUUUUUUUUUUCGUUUCUUUCUUUUUCGUUCUUUUUUUUUUUGUUCUUUCUUUCGUUCUUUUUUUUCUUUUCCCUUUCUUUCGUUUUUUCUUCUUUUUCUUCUUUUUUCUUUUGUUCGUUUCUUUCUUUCAUUCUUUUCUUUCGUUAUCUCUUUCGUUCCUUUCUUUCUUUCGUUCCUUUCUUCUUUCUUUCUUUCUUUCUUUCUAUACGCUUAUAUUUUAGUUUUUUCCUCAUUUUAUUCUCAUAACUACUUUCUUUCAGUUUUUGUUUUAUUCAUGUUAAAUUUUCUUUUCCAUUUUUGCCUUUUUAAUUAUUUUCUUUUCAUUUUUUUUCCUUUCUUUCAUUCUUUCUUCUUCCUUCUUUCAUAUUUCUUUUUGUUCAUUUUACUUUUCUUACACUUUUUCUUCCUUCCUUCUUUCUUUAAUUUUUAUUGUUUUACUUUUUGCUUCUUUGUUCUUAUCUUGCUCAUAGGUUUUUGUUCAUCCGACAUCACUUCAUUCUUUCUUUCCUUAUUUUCUCUUUCAUUUACUUUUUCAUUCUUUGUAGGUUUUGGUUUUUCUUCUAUUAUCGUUUGGCUUCCUUUCUUUACAUUCUCCGUUUGUCUUUAUAUUCUUGUUUUUCUUUCUCCCUUUUUCUUCAUUUUUAAUGAUUUUUUACUGCUUUAUAAUGUUUCUUCAAUUUUUCUUUAUUUUCCUUCUUCCUUAUUUUCGUCCUAA